GUGCCCCAAACUGCGCAUUUACUAAUUCUGAGUCCAGCGCGUUUAUUUUCAACCCUGGCGGCUAUGCGAGUCUCGUGCCUCGUCGCCGACGCCGGCUCGCCCUCGAUCGCUCCUCCAGAUCUCCAGGUUUUAUAGAUCUCUCCGUUCAUCCGUCCGGCGAGAAUAUGGUGAGCCUCCGGUAAGGUUAUAGAAGAAAGCUAGUAAUUGAGAUGGGCACCUCUUCUGGUGCGAACCACCACCAUCCUCAGCAUCCCCACCAACCAUCAUUAGCUAUGCUACCGCCUCGUCAGCAUUUAAGGUCAACAGUGCUACAAGCAUCUCUCUCUCUGGCUUCAUCUGAUCCAGUGGCAUCACCUGACACCCUGGAGCCAGGAUCAAAUUCUGACCAAGUGCAAGACUCGCCUACUGAGAGUGCAAGUUCUCGUGAGACCUGGCCCGUUGAGACAAACCGUUCUGAUGCCAUGGCAGGGAAUAAAGUUGACAAGGAAAAGGAAGGAGAAAAUGAAGUGGCGGAACAACAGCAGGUUCAAAGGAUGGCAAAUGCAAAUAGAUUAUCUCUUCAUGAAGUUGCUCGUGACAGGAUUGAGGUUGUUGCCGAAAAAAUGAAAGGUAUGCCAGAUGAGCUUCUUGAGGAGCUUAAGAGUGAACUCCGGUUGAUCCUUGAGGGUGCAGGGGGGUCUCAUCAUAUAGAAGAGUUUCUGUAUCUCCAGAAGCUUGUCCAGGGUAGAGUUGACCUGAACGCCAAGUCCCUUGCUGCUACUCAUCACGCACAACUGGAAAUUCUUGUGGCAAUUAAUACAGGCAUUCAGGCUUUUUUGCAUCCAAGUGUCAGCCUACCACAGACUAGUCUCAUUGAAGUUUUCUUGUAUAAGAGGUGCAGGAACAUUGCUUGUCAAAAUGCUCUCCCUGCAGAUGAUUGUAGCUGUGAGAUAUGCACCAACCGGAAUGGUUUCUGCAACCUCUGUAUGUGUGUCAUUUGCAACAAGUUUGAUUUUGAGGUAAAUACAUGCCGUUGGAUUGGCUGUGAUACAUGCACUCAUUGGACCCACACAGAUUGUGCCAUGAGAGUCGGACAAAUUGGAACAGGUCAAUCUAUUAAGAGUGGAGGAGGCCAUACUGAGAUGCUUUUCAGGUGUCAAGCAUGCCACAGAACAUCUGAGUUGUUAGGGUGGGUUAAGGAUGUGUUCCAACAGUGCACUCCUGCAUGGGACCGAGAGGCCUUGAUACGAGAAAUAGACUUCGUCUGCAAGAUUUUUCACUUAAGUCAGGAUCCUAAAGGAAGGAAGCUGUCCCGGAAGUUUAGUGAGCUCAUAGAAAAACUGAAAAAUGGAACGCCUGAGUCCAUGGUUUGCAGAAUGCUCCUGCACUUUUUUCAAGAGCUAGACAUAGAUUCAAUAAAAAAUCCAGAGAAUGAAGAAGUUGGACGUCUGAUUUCUCCACAAGAGGCCUGCAAUAAAAUUGCCGAGGUUGUCCAGGAAGCUGUGAAAAAGAUGGAGAUGGUUGCUGAGGAAAAGAUGCGUAUGUUCAAGCGCGCUCGUCUAGCUCUUGAGAGCUGCGAUCGUGAGCUAGAGGACAAGGCUAGAGAAGUUCAAGAGCUAAAACUGGAGAGACAAAGGAAGAAGCAGCAGGUGGAGGAACUGGAGAGCAUAAUCAGGCUGAAGCAGGCAGAGGCUGAGAUGUUCCAGCUUAAAGCGACCGAGGCAAAGCAGGAAGCUGAGAGACUACAGAGCAUCGCAAUGUCCAAGUCAGAGAAGGCCGAGCAGGAUUAUGCAAGUAUGUACCUGAAACGUCGGCUAGAGGAAGCUGAAGCUGAAAAACAGUACAUCUACGAAAAGAUAAAGCAUCAAGAGAGCCAGAGGCCGCCACAGGGAAGCAGCAGUGGCGGUGGCGACCAGAUACUUAACAAAAUUCAGGACUUGCUGAAGAAUAUGUAUACUGUGACAGCAAAUACUGAUGGGCAACAAUCAAAAUGAUCCACUGCUGUCUGCCUACAACUUGUUCUAAUCCUAUAGUGUGAUGAAGGUAAAUCGACUAUAAAGAUGUUUUUAGCUUAUCAACGGGAUAUUAGUACCUCUCUUGGACUAAUCUUGUAAUGACUAAGGUAGAUUAUGUUUGUUCGGUGAAUGUAGUCUGUUCUAAAUAUUAAAUAUAAGAAACAUUAAUCUAAAA
Molecule: messenger RNA, 2169 nt
Organism: Zingiber officinale
Lineage: Eukaryota; Viridiplantae; Streptophyta; Magnoliopsida; Zingiberales; Zingiberaceae
Product: OBERON-like protein
Exons: 3
Coding region: 210-1973 (587 amino acids)
Cellular component (GO): nucleus
Source: RefSeq, a predicted model, not a curated record